Molecule: messenger RNA, 2154 nt
Organism: Hemibagrus wyckioides
Lineage: Eukaryota; Metazoa; Chordata; Actinopteri; Siluriformes; Bagridae
Gene: grem2b
Product: gremlin 2, DAN family BMP antagonist b
Exons: 2
Coding region: 514-1014 (166 amino acids)
Biological process (GO): animal organ morphogenesis
Molecular function (GO): BMP binding; receptor ligand activity
Source: RefSeq, a predicted model, not a curated record
GGAAAGGGAAGCAGAGAGAGAGAGAGAGAGAGAGAGUUGGUCUGAUUUGUUUGGUGAUCAGAGCCAAUAGAAAUCCUGCGGUUUGAUAAGAUCCACAUGCGGGUGACGGAGAAGAGCCAGAAACAAGAGUUCAAACACAGCAGGGAGACAGAGAGAGAGAGAGAGAGAGAGAGAGAGAGAGAGAGACAGAGAUAGAGACAGAGGGGAGAAGACUGACUCAGAGAGACAGAUAGAAAAACUCCAUCCCACUGAGCAGGACAGAAAUUGUGCUGAAGAACACUCGUGAAGUUCUCCUCCAACUUCUGGAGACAGAGAGGCAUCUCUUCAGAGACACAUCCUGAUCCUGACAAGUCCUCCUUCUUCCAUGGGCAUCAGAGCAGCAUUCAGUCCAAGACCCAUACACACACCAGCACUCUCACCCUAACCACUGCCGGAAUACACACACACACACACACACACACAAACAUACACACACACACACACGCUGAGAACUGGACCACUGCAGACGAGAGGAUGUGCUGCAAGCUGCUGUUUUGGGUUCUCCUGGCCGGCGUGCUGUGUGCUGCGUCCGAGAGUCGUAAGACCCGCCCACAGAGCUCAAUCCCAUCACCGUUCAAAACCAGCUCAAACACAUCUGAUCGCCGUGGCCGGAAACAGGAAGUACUGGCCUCUAGUCAGGAAGCCCUGGUAGUGACAGAGAGGAAGUACCUGAAGAGCGACUGGUGCAAGACACAGCCUCUGCGGCAAACCGUGAACCAUGAGGGCUGCCUGAGCCGCACCGUCAUCAACCGCUUCUGCUAUGGCCAGUGCAACUCCUUCUACAUCCCUCGGCAUGUUAAGAAGGAGCAGGAGUCGUUCCAGUCGUGCGCUUUCUGCCGGCCGCACCGCUUCACUACGCUCACUGUGGAGUUGGAAUGCCCUGACCUGCAGCCACCCUUCCGGCACCGGAAGAUCCAGCGGGUCAAGCAGUGCCGGUGUAUUUCUGUUAAUGUUGCUGAAUCUGGGAAGCAGUAAAGCUGAAAGACUAUGGCAGCCUGCCUGGGACGUUGGACAAAAGAAAUAUCUAAAAUAUAUAUGACAAACAUUUUUUUUGUAGAAUUUGGUACCUAAUAUAGGCAGAGUCAAAAGCUGCUAAUAAUUUUGAGAUGUCUGGAGCUGUCCUUGUAAUUGGGCAGCUUUUAUUGGUGUAGAUCUUGUCACAUGUGUUGUUUUGUGUGUUAUAUCAAGUUUGCAUCUUGAGACUGAUGCUUUCUGAAAGGACAAAAAGACUUGCUGAAGGAGAAGAACUGAACACCACCAUUCUCUAAUGCUGCCUAUGACCAUCUCGCCCACACGUUCUCGGACAGAAACGCCACCUGCUGGGGCGGUAAAAAAAAAAACUGCUGAAAAGUAAAGCACAGUGUCCGAGUUGCGUUUGGAUCUCGUCCUAAUCUGAUCACUCUAAUCUGUAGCAGACAUGUACAAUACAGAUGCAGCAGACUUUCCUUGCCGGUGUUUUGAGGGAAAUGAGGUGGCUGAGCUGCUGGACUGUCAGUAACAGGACAGGUGGGGGCAGAGACUUGAAUUGGCCAAUCAUGCUGCUUGCAGUGACUUCAAAUUAAGCCUUAUUCAAAGAAUAUACCAUUGUAUUACUAGACCGAGUAUAAUAGAGAUUAUAUAUGAUGGUACCCUAAAAUGUAUAUAUCUAGAGAAAGAAAUGACCUCUAUAUUAAAAUCUAUUUCAAGUAGAAUCCUGGUUUUGCUUUGUGUCACACAAAACUGUUGAAGUCAGCAUUAAGACAUGAAUAGAUAAUGCUACAGUAAGUGACAUCGGUAUAAAUCGUAUAUAUAUGAACACCGAGAUGAUAAAUGCCUACAUUAUUGUUUAUGCAACAAUAGCGAUGAAAAAUAUUAGCAGUUGGUUAAUCAGAUGUAUUCAUUAAGACCUGAGCUUUGGUUUGGCUUGCAUUUUAGAUUUCUUCUAGCUAUUUGGGGUUAGGAGGAACCAAUAAAUAUAAUAACCAGAUAUUAUCUUUGAACAUGAAGCCACCUUUUUUUUUUUGUUUACAACAGGUUCCAGUUACAAAGAAUGAAGUAUUAUGCUGCACACAACCAAAAAUGUGAUGUUCACGUAUGUAGACGCCAGGUUGUAGGAGGUUAAUGAGGUUAAGUUUC